Thrips palmi is the source of this 1584-nucleotide messenger RNA. It is a transcript of the gene Gsc, whose product is annotated as muscle segmentation homeobox. Gene Ontology annotation, biological process: regulation of transcription by RNA polymerase II. Lineage: Eukaryota; Metazoa; Arthropoda; Insecta; Thysanoptera; Thripidae. The record is from RefSeq and is a predicted model, not a curated record. Gene Ontology annotation, molecular function: DNA-binding transcription factor activity, RNA polymerase II-specific; RNA polymerase II transcription regulatory region sequence-specific DNA binding. The transcript is spliced from 6 exons. Bases 19 to 1584 code for a protein of 521 amino acids.
UGGCUGGAUGGCCGACGGAUGCUCCUGCUCCGCUGUGCUCCGCUGCUCAGCGCCCAGCUCAGUCCCCAACGCGACCCCGAGGCGAGUGCGGGCGAGACGCGAGUGCAGGCGGCAGGAUCAACAGGCGAGUCUCAGCCCUGCGCCCCGCGUGCACCGCGUGCUGGACCGACGAGCCGCGUGACCGUGCGUGCAGUGACAGUGACCGUGAUCUCGAGCACGGCGUCGACGGCGUCGACCGCCCCCGCGAGCGCCGCGCCGAGUGCCGCGCCGGGACUACCCGCCAGCACGGAGGCCUUCCUGCUCCGGUUCGGGGGCUCGCCGCCCCUGGCGCCCCACCACCACCUCCACCAUCGGCCCUACGAGGACGGCCUGGACGGCCCGGAGCUGCCCGACAACGACCCGGAGCCCUCGCCGGAGGACUUCAGUCCCGGAGACCAGCGUCGCCUGCAGCUGCGGCGCGCCUCCGACAGCAGCUGUGGCAGCGCGGGCUACCCCGGCCAGGGCCACGACAUCGCGCGCGACAUGGUGGAGACGGUGACCGCGCACAUGCACCAGCCCGCGGGCAGGUCGCCCUCACCGCCCGCGUCCGCCACCUCGGCCAGCCCGUCCAGCUCGCCCGCCCGGAGUCCGUCCACCAGCCCGCGCGCCAUGCCCCCCGCCUACACCCGCCUCCACCUGCCCCUGUACUACAACAACAACCUCGAGCUGAAGCAGACGACGUCGCCGACGUCGGCGGCCUCGUCUCUCUUCACCAUCGACAGCAUCCUGGCCCCGCGGCCCGCCGUCAGCUCGGCCAGCGCCACGCCAACCAGGAUGUCCGGACCGGCCGCCGCGGCCAUCCUGCGGCACCCCAUCCACCUCGGACACCUCGCCGCGGCCGCCGCCACCGGCUUCGGCGCCACCCCCGCCGACUUCCUGGCGGUGGCGUACCCCAACCUCUACUCCGGCGCCUACAUGUCCCACGUCGCGGCGUCCUUCGCGUCCAGCCCGAUGGGCAGCCCGAUGGGCAGCCCGCGGCACCCCAGCCAGCACGGCCAGCAGCACCACCUGGUGCACCACCCGCUGGGCCUGACGGGCGGCCACCCCGGCGCGCCGCCGCCCAAGAGGAAGCGGAGGCACCGGACCAUCUUCACGGAGGAGCAGCUGGAGCACCUGGAGGCCACCUUCGACAAGACGCACUACCCGGACGUGGUGCUGCGCGAGCAGCUCGCCCUCAAGGUCGACCUUAAGGAGGAGCGCGUCGAGGUGUGGUUCAAGAACCGGCGCGCCAAGUGGCGGAAGCAGCGGCGCGAGGAGCAGGAGCGGAUGCGCAAGAUGGCGGACGACGCCUCGGCGGGGCUGGCGGGGCCGCCGGGCGGCGGGAAGAGGGUAUCUAGAGGACGGCCUAGAGGACGGCCUAGAGGACGGCCUAGAGGACGGCCUAGAGGACGGCCUAGAGGACGGCCAAUAGAGGACGGCCUAGAGGACGGCCUAGAGGACGGCCUAGAGGACGGCCUAGAGGACGGCCUAGAGGACGGCCUAGAGGACGGCCUAGAGGACGGCCUAGAGGACGGCCUAGAGGACGGCCUAGAGGACGGCCAAUAG